CAUAGCACCAGCAUCGAGCCCAGAUCACGUUUUGGUUGGAGCGAUUGAGUCUGUCCGUGUGCAGCAUGCUGGAUGCUCUGCGUGCCGUGUGGGCCGAGAUUGGACUCGACGUGGCCGACCAAGAGGCUGAGCUCGACCGCCAGCUCCACGAGUUUUACCAGUACAAGCUCAUGGACGCGAACAACACCAAGGGCCAGUACCUCGACGACAUUGCGUCCAUGCAAGAAGACAUGGCGACGUUUGUCCGACAGCUUGGAGAACCGUUCGAGGCUCCAACCAAGGGACCACCUCCUGGCACGCUCAAGGAGCAGGAGGCGCAUGUUCGCCGAGACUACGACGUGCUAAAAAAGGCAGUGGACGACCGAACGACGGUGCUCUCGGCCGUGUUGAAGGAGCUCUCGUCCAUCCAAGCGUUGAUGGGCGAAGCGCCCGAGGCACCCCCGCAGCCGCUGGAUUUGACGACCACGGUGCUUGACAAGUGUAAAGAGGCGCUCCGCAUGAAGAAGAUGGAGCAAGCGCAGCGCCGACAAGCGAUUCUCCACGUCGCGACAGAGUAUCGCAGCCUGGUAGACCAACUCAAGCUCGUGGACCUGACCGACUUUGACCGGUCCAUCAUCACCAACGUCGAGGCGCUUGGGCAGUCGCUGAACCUCAUCGAGCUCAUGUCGGCCCGCAUUGCCGACCUCACACGUCUUCGAGCGGAACGUGAAGCGGCGAAGACAUCGGCGAUGGCGCAAAUUCGGGUCUUGUGGGAUCGAUUGAAGGUGUCGCCAAACGAGCGCGACGAGUUUCUGGAUGCGUGCCAAGGCAUCAGCGCGGACAACCUACGGCAGGCCGAGGACGAGCUUGCACGGCUACAGCAGCUCAAACGAGCUCGGCUCGGAGACCUUCUCCUCGACGUGCGCGGUCACAUUCGUGAGCUGUGGUCGGUGUUGGAAGUGAAUGAUUUGGCCGCCGCCACAAUGUUCCCAGCGAUGCAAGUGGCAACUACCGACGCGACCGAUGAGCUCUUGGUCAUUCACGAAGACGAGCUCAAGCGGUUGGAUGCCCAGGCCACGGCACGGAAGGCGCUGCUCAAGUACAUUGAAAAGCGCGAAGAAAUUAUCGACGACCGCAGCCAGUACGAAGCAUCGCUCAAGGGCCCGACCCGCCUCAUCGGACGCCAGACUCGCGACACGGGGCGCCUCCUCCGUGAAGAGAAGCUCCAGGCAAAGAUCAAGCACGAUUUGCCCAAGCUGACCAAACUCCUUCUCGAUAAAUUGCCUGCGUGGGAGGGCGAAUUCGCCUCGCCGUUUCUAGUCCGUGGCGAGCGGUACCUGGACACGAUCGCACGGGUGGAUGCCGAGUACUCGAAGCAGAAAGAACUCGACCGACUUGAAAAGGACCGACUGAAGCGGGAAAAGAAAGCCGUCGCCACGGAUGAUAAACUUGGGGUGUCUACACCCAAGCCGAAAUGGUUGGCGAGCAAGGGGGGCCCGCCUGCCCUGACCAAGCGCAUGAGCUGUCCAAACCAGUUGUCGGCCGCGGAGCCGCCGCCGUCGCCACUAGUCGUGCACAACGCUGUCGCGCUCGCGCGAGACUCGUCCAAGACCAAGCUCGUCGGCCCGGAAACGUGACCACGCACGCGCGGGUGUCCCACUGCCUCGAAACCAGUCCGCUUCCACACAUCGAUCCACUCAGCAUGCAAAAAGCACACCAUCCCAACAAGACAUGUGCAGGAAAUGCUACACGCACACACAAAACAGCGUGUUCACGUCACCAUGUACAUGGCUCUAGACGUCGUCGUCGUCACUGGUCGGGCUCGCGAUCGACUCGUCCGUCCGAUGCUCCUUUUGCCACACACACAGCUUGCCAUAAAAGUCGGGGGAGACGAGGAUCGGUUUGUGCGGGUGCCACCGCACGUCCCGAGUGACUCCUUGGGACGGGAGCUCGAGGCGGUCGACGACGUUCGCCGUCAGGACAUCGUACACGACAACCUCGCCUUCCGCCGAUCCAGAGUAGAUGUACCGUUGCCCGGUGGAAUGCACGGGCGAAAAGUACACUCGGAUGAGGGUCUGCUUGACGGCAUGCCCUCGAUACGUCAACACGGACUGGUCCUGCGGAUGCGCUUCGUCGUCGACGCCUUCAAAGUUGCCAGGGUAUUCUUCAAACCGGUAGUCCCACUGGAACUGCGGCAACGUGCGAUGGAUCUUGGACUCGUCCGUUAAACACUUGCGAACGUCCCACAGCUUGGCGGUUUGGUCCUUGGCGUUCGAGACAAAGUAGAUUCCGUCGUCGCGCGAGCUCAUGUGCGUGAUACCGUCCGUGUGCCCUACGAAAACAAAUGGUCAUGACAGAACGACCGCCGACACGCCUCCCACCCACGAAGACGCCUUGGGGCUUGGCGUCGGCCAUGACGCGGCGGUCCCACAGCUUGAUCAGGCAGUCGUCCGACCCGCUCACAAACACAUUCGACGACCCAUCCACAAACGUGAUCGCGUUCACGUCGUUGUCAUGGCCGACUAAAUGGCACACAGACGUGUUGGUUGUCAUGUCGUGCAGCACAACGCUGUUGUUCGUCGUGCCCGCGAGGAAUUCGGUCCCAGCUGCAUUCACGCCACGCCAAAGUUGAUGGACAUGCGGCGUCGCUGCGCGCGGGACCCGCUCGAAAAAGUUGACUGCGACUCGGCAAGGCUGAACGCGCUCUUUGCCUUCCUUCGUCACCAUGCGGACGAUGCUCGUGAUUGACGAGUACACGACAGCGUGCGCAUUCGGGGUGAAGUGCGCGUCCGUGACAGUCCACCGGACAUCGCGCACUGGCAGUGCGUCCUUUCGUUUCCAUGAGUUGGUGUCGUAAAUGAACACUUCUUCGUUCUGCCCCGCAACCAUGAACGAGUCGCCGUCCGCACUAAACUCGCCGCAAUACAGCCUGGACCGAAGGUCAUCCACAUUGCAAGCGUUCCCAUUCUCCCUCAAGGGGAGGAAUGCUUCGUUGACAGCAAGAAACUCGGCAGGUCGCAACUCGCCACGUCGUUCGCGCUGAGUUAAAUGGGCGAAGAGUCCACUGCCGCGCAGUCCUCGAGACUUGAACCCAUGCAAGGGGCGGUGAAUGCGAUGUCGUUCCAAGGAUAGUCCGAGGUCACAUCGUUCCAAGACGCUGGCCCAAAUGCGCGCCUUUCGAAUCUCUCGUCGUUGCUUCCGCUCAAGCGGAGACACGUACUCGGUCGCGGCCAUCGUGUCGUCAGGGGAUCGAUCCGAAGUCCGUCGAAG
Aphanomyces invadans is the source of this 3249-nucleotide messenger RNA. RefSeq lists its product as hypothetical. Lineage: Eukaryota; Oomycota; Saprolegniomycetes; Saprolegniales; Verrucalvaceae. The coding region runs from base 66 to 1616 and encodes 516 amino acids. Gene Ontology annotation, biological process: microtubule cytoskeleton organization; mitotic spindle midzone assembly. Gene Ontology annotation, molecular function: microtubule binding. The record is from RefSeq and is a predicted model, not a curated record. The transcript is spliced from 11 exons. Gene Ontology annotation, cellular component: cytoplasm; spindle; mitotic spindle midzone.